Messenger RNA from Lathyrus oleraceus (garden pea), 1584 nucleotides. RefSeq lists its product as uncharacterized. Gene Ontology annotation, cellular component: nucleus; cytoplasm. Gene Ontology annotation, biological process: snRNA import into nucleus. The transcript is spliced from 7 exons. NCBI's taxonomy places the organism in Eukaryota, Viridiplantae, Streptophyta, Magnoliopsida, Fabales, Fabaceae. The record is from RefSeq and is a predicted model, not a curated record. The coding region runs from base 1 to 1239 and encodes 412 amino acids.
AUGGCGCCGCACGAUCUCCGCCGUCCGUUCAAACGACCGUUGAUCUCCGAUCAAGAGAGGCGCAGACAACAGUCUCUACUCCGCCAGGCACAGAAUCGCCUCGACGCUCAGCGUCAGGCUCGCUUCUUAGCCUCCACCGCAUUCUCUCUCUCAUCCCAAACCCCCGAACCCGAACCCGAACCCGUGAACGAACCUGAGGUAUAUCAGAAAGAGGAACUCGACGUGUUGGAGGCAUCAAAGCUGAAAGGCGCAGAAGCUAGGAAAUGGUUCGCGAAGCAACUCAUGCUUCCUGAAUGGAUGAUUGAUAUCCCCGAAAAUCUCGCCAAUGAUUGGUUUGUUUUUGCAAGGCCCUCUGGAAAACGGUGUUUUGUGGUUUCUAGUAACGGAACAACUAUAAGCCGUUUGAGAAACGGUUCCAUACUUCACCGUUUUCCUUCUAAAUUGCCCAACGGGGCAAGGACAAAAGAAGUUUCAUCUGCUUCUAAUUCUUACUCUAUACUUGACUGCAUUUUCCACGAGCAAGAUCAAACUUACUACGUUAUUGAUAUGGUUUGUUGGCGUGGCUACUCCCUUUAUGAUUGUACUUCUGAGUUCAGGUUCUUUUGGGUGAACUCCAAGCUUGCCGAGACCGGUGCUUGUGACUCUCCUUCGUAUUAUCAUAAGUAUAAGUUCGGUAUAGUUCCGGUGUAUGGUUGUGAUCAGAGUGGUUUGUGUUCAGCUUAUUCUGCGCCUGUGCCUUAUGUCAAAGACGGUCUCCUAUUCUAUAACAAGCAUGCACAUUACCAGGCUGGGAAUACGCCAUUAGCAUUAGUUUGGAAAGAUGAGAACUGCAGUCAAUAUGUUAUGGACACUGACAGUCAAGGACAGGUUCCUAACCAACAACAGGUGGUUUUGGAGCUUCAAGAAGAUGGAAAACUGACUACAUGCGAUGACCCUCAUGUGGUAUUUGGCUGUUUGGACGGAAGCUUCAUUCAGCAGUCAGAUUUGCAUUCAGGAUAUCUUCUACGGUUUGCAAUUGGAGAAGGGGGGUUGGUUUUGGUGGAUGGGAAACUUGAGAAGGCUGAUCUAAAGUAUCUUGGCAAGGCCAAUCGAGCUCGUGCCUCUGCUGAUAGUUUCUCUAAGGUUAUGUUCCAAUAUAGUGUUCGACACUCCCCCCUCAGAAUUGAUGAUCUGUUGGGUUCUGUUAGCUCACCAGUAGAUCAAGAAAGUAAAGCAUGCGACAUUGAGAUGGAUGGUUGAUGGGAAAUGCUACCUUAAUGUGUGGCUUUCUUUGAUGCUUAUCCCAUGAAGCCUUCUAUAAUUUAUAGAGAAUCCACGAAAUUAUUAGCCACCAGUCUACCAUACAUGCUGAGAUAAACCUGUAUCGGUUGAAGUUGUGUUUUGCCUCCGGAGUUUUUUUAACCCAUAUGGAGAGCAGGUGCACACAUGCACAUUAUCUAUCUUGUUCUUUGUGAUGCUGAUAGCAUGAUAGUGUGACUGUUAUUUUUACAAUCACGAGUAAUUUAGUAUACUGUGUAUUGCUCAUUAUUGUAAAUUUCAAAGUCAUAUGUCCUAAGUUAUGUGCUAGAUUUCCUUUUUCUUUCA